Molecule: messenger RNA, 858 nt
Organism: Ooceraea biroi (clonal raider ant)
Lineage: Eukaryota; Metazoa; Arthropoda; Insecta; Hymenoptera; Formicidae
Gene: sel
Product: canopy family protein seele
Cellular component (GO): endoplasmic reticulum
Source: RefSeq, a predicted model, not a curated record
UGAAAUACGUGGGAGUGGUGGAAAUUUGAUGAUACUGGUUACACGUGUCACGUCCUUUUGUUUUCAUAAGUCUCAUAAUAUAUUAUUGAAUAAAAGGAUUACAUAAUUACUUUGGAAAACAAAUACUCAAGAUGAGAGCCGUACUGUUUGUCGGUUUAUUUUCGAUGAUCCUUCUGGCGGAAUCUAUGGAUAUGGAAAUCGAUAUAAAUCAUGUGAAAUGUUUAGUUUGUAGAGCAACCAUGAAAGAAGUAGACGUUGAAGUACUUAAAGAUCACCCGGACGUAUUAGUUAAUGUAGGUGGUUUCAGGAUGGAUGCUCAGGGAAAUACUGUGUACAAAGAGGUACCACUAAGACAGUCGGAAGUACAUAUCUCUGAAAUUUUAGACAAUAUUUGUGAGAAGAUGAAUGAUUAUGUGCGAGUGAUAGGGAAGUACGAUAAUCGUCUAAGACUCGUCAACCUCCUGUCUUCACCAAGUGUCAUGAAUCCUGAACUAAGUGACGUCGAAGUAAUUCAAGAUGGUGAUUUAAACAAAAGUUUGCCGUAUUAUUGCGGCGUCAUAGUAGGAGAAUACGAAGAUGAUAUAAUAUCGUUAUAUGUUAAUAAAGAGGAUAAUAAGACAGAAAGGUUUUGUACAAAUAUUUCACGCAUUUGCGAGAAAUAUGUCGAUGAAAAUGAAGAUAGCGAAACUGAUUCCAUAACUGAGCGACCUGGACACACAAAUGAAGAAUUAUAAACGAAUUGAGAACAACUCCGAAUGAAUGCGCAAAUGUUACUAUAUUUAAGUAAGUUAAAUGCAGAAGUGUUCAAGUAUAUUAUAUAUCAAAUUAUAUUUAUUUAAUAAAAGUUUUUGAAGAGUU